AAGGAAAAAAUAGAUGAAAAAAACCUGGACUCAAACAUGCCCUCUUCAGAUGAUUUGAACUACAGCAUGGCUUCAAGUAGUAGUGUUUAUGAUAGGGACAGAGAUCAUCCCUCCAGCUGCUUGUCUCCAUCAUCCAUGCUGUCAGUGCAGACACACAAACAUCAGGAAAUCAAGUCAGCUGUUCUUUCUAGUCAAUCAAGAGUGCCGAAUCACAAACCUCUGCUCUUAAAACAAAAAGAAAUCCUUUGGAAUAGUCCUGUGUUCAUGUACCCUGAGCUGCUUCCCAAGACUGCACUUCUUCCACAAAGUGAAUGUGAGAGGAAUUGUAAGUCACCCUUCACCAGGUCUGAGGAUAUACUGCUUGUGUUGGGACUUGAUCAGUUCAAACACACAAAAAAGCCAUGCAGUUACAUCCAACAACUGUUGAUGCCAUGCAAGUCUGCUCAUCAGAUGAUGGGCCACAUAAAAUACCUUUCAAGCACCCGCAGCAGUAGGAACAAUGUCAUAUGGCAAUACAAGCACGAUGGCAAACUUCCAGAACUUCCCCAGAAAGUGGAACACUUUUGUCCCAGCAUGUUUAAAGCACCUAAAGAUCAGUGCAGUUCUCUUUUGCCAUCAUGGUGCCAGACUUAUCAACAGUAUUUAAAGAGACAAAUGGAAUCUCAGCAAGCAGCAGGACAAAUGAUGUUAUUCAAAGCCAGCUUAUCCUCCAUUUCAUCUGAGGGUAAUAACACCAGCUCAUCCUCGAUGUCUUGUGAGGGUAAUAACACCAGAAAGAGGAAGCAGACAGAGGUGUUUGGGGACCAGAGCUAUUCUGGUAGUUCCGAUGGCAGUUCUGACAGUGAACCCAAUAGAGGUGUCCAACAGAAUGUGUCUAGGAAAUAUCAGCCUCCAGUCAAUCGCCAUCAAAUCAGACUGAAGCGACAUAAGUCCAGGAAAAAAUGCAUAGGAACAAAUACAUACAUCUCCACCCCAGUGACUGUUCUGCCAACCUCACAGGGCCCACCCAGUGCCAUUGUCACUUCCAUGGGAAUCUUUGUGCCUAUCCACUUAGCAUCUCCUGCUAAGCUCAACUCUGUCUUUGCUGAAGCAAAUAUUUCAUGCAGCAGGGGCAGCAAACAACAGCCUUGUGUCACUACCGCUCAGCUUCUCAACCUUGGUGCUGUACAUUCAGAAGUGAGUGACAAGGCCACAGAAUCAGAGGCACCAGCUGGGACACAAAACAAUGGUGUUGAUGGCAACAGAGAUAGGGUGACUGAUCCAGUGGAGUCUAUAGGAGCUUCAGCAGGUGUUUCUACCAGCAGUUAUCACACUGUCAGUGGGAUGUUGCAGGAUACUUGUAACAGUGACAGUGGUUAUGACCUGGGACAGCAGUCAGUCAGGUGGCAGGAUAUCUGUAACAACAGCAUGGACAGACAAGUGUCUUGUGUGUCAGAUGAGGACACUUAUAUCCAUGGCCAACAAAGCAAUGUACACAGUCCUUUGGCAUCUAGCACAGAGCAAAACUGCUAUAACAGCAGUUGUCAUGCUGACAGUGUGGUCAGGCAUGCUACAGCGGUCACUCUGCCUGGCUCUGUACGUGAUGGAGGUGAGAAUACAACAGAGGUUUGUAUGAGGUCAGGUAGGGUUAAACAAGUGAUGGAUCACAGCACUGAGAGGCAGGAGGAGGUAAUCCAGAGCAGCACUGUCACAAGUGGAUGGGAUUCAGAUGAGGACACUGUGAGUGCAGGAAAUGAAAGCUUAGAACAAGGAGGGUCAGUUGAUUGCUGUCCUUCGGGAAGUGGUGGGUCUCCUGGCAGUGGUGGCUUUGUUGGUGGCCUAGAAGAUGAGCCAAGUAUUAUGGAACCUGAUUCCACUAGCUCAUCUGUAGAUGUUCAUCUACAGUCUUGUGAGAAGGAACAAGCAGAAUGCAUUAUGGACAAGGAACUUCAGGGGGGACCGGCUACAGGGAAAGGUGUUAACCUUGGGCCUGCAGUCACGGUUACUUCUGAUAUUGUCCAGAUGGCUUUUGACAGCAUAUGCUGCUCCUCCUCAAAACAGUUUUUAUCCUGCUGUCAAGAGAAAAGUUUUGACUCAAGUCUAGCUAAGGAAUGGCAUAAAAAUUUGUUAGGACCAGCAAUAACUAGCAUUUUUGCGAUUACUUCUCAGGAGGUAAGAAAGUCAACUGAACAGGGUAAUGGUGCGAGUAGAACACCAGUUGAUAUUGAAGACAAUCCACCUGACAAUACUGGAACUUUAGAAGAAGUGGAGCAGACUUCUACAAAUUGUGCAGAUAGUCCUCUAAGCUCUGACAUCAACAAACAGUGGAGGAGAGACAACACUACAGAAAUUGUGCCUUUGGACUCAUCAACCUCUGACCCUAGGAGUAUUACAAAAAGACCUGAAGAUGAGGUGAGUGGCCCAUCAUCUGAUGUGUAUGUCUCCUCAUCAGGGCUUUGUACACAGAGACCACCAGUGACGCCACAUGUAUCACAGCCACUUUUGUCAAAUGUUUGUAAUUUAGAAGUCAAGGACAUGUUUAGGCAGCAGAAGUUUCCAGAAAAGUCGAGGGCAAAGGAAGAGGAUCCUGUGAGAGAUAGCAACAAAAACUCUCUCCAUCAGGGGAAGCAUCCAAAAGCUUCUGUAGUGGAGACCUCUUGUGACAGUAGUGAGGAUAGUCUGCAAAUGCAAACCUCCAAGGCACACGAGGAGGGUGAUGCUUGCAUGGAUCAUCCUGAUGCUAGGACAGAUCAUGGUGAUUGUAUGGAUGGUAACUUGGUCGGAGAAAACAUAGGAAUGGAAAUUCAGUCCCAAUCAGAUACUGCAGACUGGCCACAGUCAGAACACCUCACUCAAGGUGUAGCUCCUGAAUGCAGAACUGUUGCUGCUGAAAGUUUAAGUGACCAACUUCAUAUGCAGCUUCUCAAUGAGAGAUCUCCGUCAAAGCAUAGGACUUCAGCAGCAUCAGGUCAUAGUAUAAGUGGGACAGAGGCUGUCUCGUGUGUCAUCACAUCAUCAACAUUAGGGUAUGCUCAUAGGCAUUCAGCUUCAUCGUUUGCAAUCUCUUCCACUUUGCCAGUUCUUUCUUCAUCCAGUGUAUUUCAAGCCACCCCGAGCAGUUCUCUGCCUGCUGUUUCCAGUGGCCCUCAUGCUCAGCAGACAGCCAACCAGAUAAAAUCACCAAAAGGUCUGUGUGCAAUUGCACCAAAGCCUGGGGCAUAUAUCAUGAAAUGUCCACAGCUUAACCCAACCUCCAGUGCCACCCGUGGGAGGACUAGGGGAAAGGAAGUGAGCCCUAAAAAGCGACAGUUACAGAGGCAGGUUCGAGCCAUCCUACCACGGGGAUACACAUAUGAGAUGAAGAUGACAUCACCUACCAAGGUUGCUGCUAAAUCUCUUAAGAGGAAGGCCACACUUAUUUGCCAGCGCACAAGUCCUGCCAAACCAAUCUUGCCAAAAACAACAAGCAUGACCCAGGGGCAGUCCAGUGACACUGGAGAUACACCUAGAUGGACACGAAGGGGAGUCCACCGUGCUGGCAGAAAGCUAAAGGAAAAAGCAGCUGUAAAAGAGAAGAGGUUACAAAAGUAGGUUUGGUAGGCAGAGUGGCUGGUGAGGACCGCAGCCAUGAGGAGAGUGAUGGGACAGCCAGUGACGUGGAGGAGGGAGCGGUGCUCUCCCAGGAAGACAGUCAGAAUGAGGACGAUGCCGAUGGGGGUGACGAGACCUAUGUCA
Pomacea canaliculata is the source of this 3714-nucleotide messenger RNA. Its product is annotated as GON-4-like protein. Gene Ontology annotation, molecular function: transcription coregulator activity. The transcript has 8 exons. The coding region runs from base 37 to 3570 and encodes 1177 amino acids. NCBI's taxonomy places the organism in Eukaryota, Metazoa, Mollusca, Gastropoda, Architaenioglossa, Ampullariidae. Gene Ontology annotation, cellular component: nucleus. Gene Ontology annotation, biological process: regulation of DNA-templated transcription. The record is from RefSeq and is a predicted model, not a curated record.